GUCGUUUCUCGAGGUCACAUGCUGGGUCCGCGCAGCCGCCUGCUCGCCAGCUGAGCAUCCGUUCAAUGUUCGGCGAACGCUCGAACAGUGUAGAGCAGUGGGUGUCGUGUCGUUGCCUGAUUGCCCGACAGUGGUGGUGUGACGGUUCGUCGAUGCCUUCGGCGCAGUGCGGAUAGACUCACACAUUCGCAGUGUUCGCUGACAAGCCGCCGCUUUGGCAAGAAUGAACGCGACCGACCACGGUUCCUCGAGAGCGGGAGAGACAAGCAAACGAAACAAAAAAGCGUAAUAAACCUUCUUGGUUGGCGAUGGUCGGGUGGGCGUUUGGUGUGGGGAAGGGGGAAUGACGGAAAUAAAAGAAUUAAAAACGAAAGGAAGUGAACGGCGCAGCCCCUCUCAAUUCUUCCUGGAAAUCACGACUGCAGCAAGAAACAAGCAUCGUCUCUGUAGGCAUCUCUCGGGUCACGCGGUGUUUUUCCACGGCUCUCCUCCCUCCACUGUGGCGGCGUCGAGCGGUCUGCUGCGUAGGCUUCCCCCACGGCAACCCCCGGCAAAAGGGAGUGAUGGUGGUGCACAUGGCCAGUGGGGGCCGUGGGGACACAGAAGCCGUGCUGCUGCCAUUCGCUCACCAGGUGGGAGGCCACAGCCGCAUGCUACUGCUGGACCCCGGCACCCUGUGCAAACCGCUCAUCCCAAGGGAGCUGCACUUUUAUUUGCACGUGCCACGUGAGAUGCGACCCUUCGUUCCCGCCUACAAGGGCGUCAUUCAGGUACACCAUGGGCAUGCCAGCGAGGAUGAGGACGAUGAGGACGACGAGUCGUGGUGCCCGGGAAAGACCUCCGGAAGCGAAGCCUCGCAGUUCAGGGUGCAAAUCUGCAGCUGCAACGAGGAACGCCUGCUGCUGCGCGAAGCUUCGUCUUGGAGUGGAAGCCAAUACCUGCUGCUGUUGGAAAACGUCGUGUCGCACUUUCGUCGGCCGUGCAUUCUGGACUUGAAGAUGGGUACGCGGCAGCACGGUGACGAUGCCUCCGAGGAGAAGCGCCAUCGCCAGAUGGCCAAGUGCGCCGCCAGCACCUCUGCUUCGUUGGGUGUCCGCAUCUGCGGCAUGCAGGUGUACCAGUCGGGCAGCUUCGUGUGCCGGGACAAGUACUACGGCCGGCGGCUGGACGACCGGGGCCUGCGCCACUGUCUGCGGCAGUUCUUCCACGAUGGCUACAGACUGCGUGCCGACCUGGUGGCGCUGGUCACGCAGCGACUGCUGGCACUGCGUCGGGCCGUUGAGCGCCAGAACUCAUUCCGCUUCUAUUCGUCCUCACUGCUCGUCAUCUACGAGGGCUCUUCUUCGGCGUCUUCGCACGAAGACGACGAGGCCUCCAGCAGCACGGCGGGGACUUCGGUCGAGUCGGAAGAGGACGACGCGCCGUCGCCACCGCGCGUAGACGUGCGGAUGAUCGACUUUGCGCACACGACACAUGAGGGCUACGAGGGCGACACCACGCGACACUGUGGGCCGGAUGCGGGUUAUCUGCUCGGACUAGACAAUCUGGUGCGAUUGCUGAGCGAAGUGCAAGCCUCGGCCAUUGACAAGUAGAUCGGACAUCCGUUUGUCGUGCCGCUUCGACGCUCACUCGCCCUUUUCAAAAUGUGGCAGUGUUGCCACACCGGUGACUGGUUGAAUUUCUGAAUGCCACGAGUGCGAAUGAGAAGUAGAAUAUCUUCUGUAUAUAUAUAUAUAUAUAUACAUAUAUAUAUACAUACACACAUAUAUAACGGCCCUGCCAUUUGCCGGCGAGGGGCCUUACCUCACUGCCAGCUAUCACGUCUUCGACUGUGGGCAGGCUGGGCGAAGACAUUGCUGAUGGUACAAUGUGUGGCAAACUAUUUUUUUUGUACGCCUACACUGCUGUGCGCAAUGGACACAGUGCCAUUGGCACAGCUUUUCUGGCUGCCGUCUCGUGGGUUCGUGACGAUGUUGACAUUGGGCAUCUUUGCCUCAGUGAUGCAGAUUUAGUUUCUUUUUUUUUUUAUCGUGCCUGAAUGACAAAACUGGUAAGAGCCUGCGAUCGUUACUUGUUGAAGAGGCAGCUGAAGUGUUUCCUCUCACACGAACACUGCCCAAAUCUCACACACUUCUUUACCAUACCCGAUGUUACCCUGUGUUGGCUUUAAAACUUCAGUCAUCACCCGUGGUGUAAACAGGCACCUUUUUUUUUUUUGCAUUGUGCUGGUUUUCUUCCAGGUCACACAGCAUGGACACUGGUAGCAUUGUGGCUAAAGUUGAGGCUGAUUCGUUUUGCUCUUGGUCCGGUGGUCUAACCAAAAGCAUUGUGGGUUUGUAGCCCAGCGACAAUACCAGCUGCAAGACUAGCGCCGAAAUAAAAAAAAAAAGAUAUUGCAGUUGGUGCAUGCUUCAUAUAAUAUGUGGGGCACAUAGAAAUUGGACAACACUGUUUUUUGAAAUUGUGUGGUGCGCUUUAGGGAAGUCUAAACGGUUGUGGCUCUCUGCAAUCCCUGUGGGCCCUUGUUGGCUGCCAUUGUCAGACAUUCAGCUCCGAUGCCUUGAAGUCUUUGUAGGAAGUUCUAAGCUAUUGGCAAUUACAUAAAGUGAGUUCCAUUAAGCAUGAUAGCAGCGCUUAAAUGAUAUAAUAGCAUGACUAUUUUUUCUUGUCCUUGAUGCGUAAAAAAAAGCCACAAUGAGCAGUAUCCAAUCGUGGCACAGUGAAAUAUGACUGACUGAUCUAAGGUUGUGCAGUGGCGCAGUGCCCUGUUGGUUUGGCAUUUACCUGUAUGCGCAGCCUCGCUGAUCUGGGCAAACUGCACACUUCUGUUUUUCCACUCGGUGAAUGUAGGAUGCAUUGGUUUGUGUUUGUUGUUUUGUCAGAGGCGCGCUGCUUUGGGGGGGGGUCACCACUUAAGCUCUGUUCCUCUGCUUUCUUGAGUAUUGGAGGGCUGAACGUGGUAUGCUCACGUGACAAAGAAUCCAUUGGCUUGUUGUUGGCACUGCCGUAAAAUUGAAGUGCGUAGAAGGAACUCAAAAACGGGUUUAUCCUUAAGAUGGCAUGCAGUGUUGCUCAAUAGAAUGUACAGCAGGUCAUAUAUUUAAAUUAUGGGUUUACUCUUUUUUCUUCCUUUUUUGUUGUUAAGUUGCCAGAUAAAGAACUGUACAUCGCAGCAUCCAUUGUGCUGUAUCGCUGGUUUGAACAAAAGUUGCCCUGGCAUUGAACUUUUCCUCUAAUUGGCUCCUACGUUGCACAAUUGUUGCAUAACAUUCAGUUGCCACUCUUUGAGGGGGGCGGGUGGGGGCAAGGCUAUUAUUGUAUCUUGCCAAACAACGUUGCCAUUGGGAUAUCCCCCGGCACAGUUUCAAGUGAGGAUUUCACACUUUCGUUUGCUUUUUCUGUGGCAACAAAAAAAAAAGUCAUCCCAGUAUAUACAAAGAUAAGUGAAAAUAGCUUCUACAACUUGCUGUGCCAAAAACAUGUUCGAAGCUGUCAUUAAAAAUGUUCGACCCUCUUGGCCGAAUUAUCAUGCCUUUUGUUGAACUAUGACACCUUAAAAUUACUUUGUGUCGUAGUGUUGCACAUAUGCUGCUCUACAAUGGUGUCACUUUUUUUGAGACUGAAGCCCAAACUUAGGUCUUGCAACUUCACUGUGCAUCACUUUACGUGAUGAUGGUGUGGAGAGCACAGGUUCGACUUAGGAAAUAGAUUUCAGGGUAACUUCAUGGGCGAGCUGGUGUUUGCUAAACACAUCGUAGUAGCGCAAAGCUUGAAAAUGAAAGGAAUCGGAAUAAACAGUAUUUCUUUCCUCUCCUUCUGUUUCCUUUCAUUCUCAAGUUUUGCGCUACUGCAAUAUGUUUGGGAAAUAAACUUUUACUCUGUUCUUUCUUUCUUUGGUCGACUCGCCGCCGUCCAAACCACCGUCAUGUUUAGAAGAGUUGUGUAAUUGUGGGGUUGUCAUGCUUGUGUGCAAGAUUUCUUUGUCGUUGUAACCUGGAUGAAAGGUUUAGUGUUGAUGAAGAGUGUAGUAGUCGGAGAAGCCAGAGUUGGGAAAAGUGAUGGCACACUAGCACCGGUUUUGUUUUAUGGAUUAGCAGCAGUGUUUCAUCGACACCCGAUGUUCAUCCGACGAGUUCCAGCAAUGUAAAAGUUUUCAUUGUCAGUAUUCUUGCAGUCGUCCACCAUUCAGCCAAUGUGCGCUAUAUUGUCUGGGACAUAUGCGAAACUAAAUCCAGUGGCAGCUUUACAAAAUAUGUUCGCAUGUGCUGAAGCAAAAAUCACAAAAGAAAGCCUUUACUUUUGAUCCUGAGGGCAGAGAUGUUUUGCAUUCGAUAUGUAUGUUGUAUAUUUAUGGACCUAUCUCGUCUCUGUUUAGGGCUUCCACUGUGUGGAAACGUUUUUUUUUCUUUUUUGGUUGUAAAUUGUUAGAUGUGGUGUUGAGCAACUAUUUUGUUUGUGCAAGUUUUCAAUGUUGCUUGUGAUCUAUUAACGUUGCUUACCUUGUUUUCUGCUGAACUUCUUGUUGUUGUGCUUGUUGUGAGGUGUGUUGCGUGUUUCGAUGCUGCAGGUUUUGUGCGUUUUUUAUAUUAAAUGUUGUCAAUAGUGGUGUUGUGGUGGAGUGUGCGAACAUUGUGGCCUCGACUGAGCAAUAGCGCAUCGCAGCAUGCUCGUCUCAACAGCGGCAUACUGCCUGGACUGAUAAAUGUCGCUUCUCCUAUGGACUGUGUCCUGCGUUGCGCCACUGGCCUACGGCCGUGUGAUCGGAAGUUGCAAAACAGUGAUGAGCCGAACACUAUGCAUAACUCGCGUUGUGGUUGUUGUAUCUCAUUAUAUAGUUUUAAACUAAAUUUGGGAAGACCCCCGA
Molecule: messenger RNA, 4864 nt
Organism: Rhipicephalus sanguineus (brown dog tick)
Lineage: Eukaryota; Metazoa; Arthropoda; Arachnida; Ixodida; Ixodidae
Product: inositol hexakisphosphate kinase 1
Exons: 6
Coding region: 564-1592 (342 amino acids)
Biological process (GO): phosphatidylinositol phosphate biosynthetic process; inositol phosphate biosynthetic process
Cellular component (GO): cytoplasm; nucleus
Molecular function (GO): inositol hexakisphosphate kinase activity
Source: RefSeq, a predicted model, not a curated record